Messenger RNA from Caenorhabditis auriculariae, 3986 nucleotides. NCBI's taxonomy places the organism in Eukaryota, Metazoa, Nematoda, Chromadorea, Rhabditida, Rhabditidae. The record is from the annotation of a GenBank genome assembly.
AUGAAUAUCCUAAUGACCUCACUUUUGGCGGUGUUCGGCACUUCCUUGGCCAUGCCUUCGGAUAUUUUAUCGUUGGCGAGAGUUGAUGGGAAUUUUUCCGAGGUCGAAGCUCAGCCAGCUCCUUCGUCUCCAUCCGAGCUGGUGAGAAAACUGAAAAAAAGGAGAAAAGGAAACUUUCAAGUUGUACUUCGCAUAUGCCGUCGACAUUUUCAUUCCUGCCAGCGUCUCUCAACUAACUUGCCUGAAAAAGAGUCAGUACAGCGCUCUUUUUGUUCGGUAAGCUUUUGAAAGAAAGAAAUAGCACCAUAUUUCUUUCAGAGCUUAUAGACCGGAGGGACAAGGCUUUUUUGAUCCAAACUGUGUCACUACCAUUCAAAACGCUGUGCAAGGUGUUCACAUAUUUUGGCAAUCAGAUAAUAAUUCUCUCCGUUCAGUCGGCAUAAACGUCGAAAUUUACAUGACUCCUCAGGCGGUGUCAAACAAAUCAGGCUCCCAACAGCUCGAAGAAGUCUACUACGAACUCCAGGCCCAAGGCAUCACCGUUCGAAGCAUUUGGAUUCAGGUUUUUUUUUUUUGAAAUGAAUAGAAGUUCAAAGAAACUAACUCUUCAGGUUGUUUCGCCAGAAUAUUGGAGCAAAGAUCACUACAAGAACACCGACUUCAUCAACAGCAUCAUCACUCGUGCCACGGUGAAACAGAAAUUUGAAUUUUUAAAUUAAUUAUUCUGCAGCAAUUCGGACUGGUGGUCGGCAUCUACACCAGCCACUACGACUGGUAUCACAUCACCAACAGCUAUUCGCAAUUCAACGUCGACAUCAACCUGUGGUAUUACCACGUCUUCAGCGAUGGUCCCCGAGGAGAGACCAAAGGCGACUUCAGCGAUUUCCUUCCAUUCGGACCCUGGAUCACCCCGUUCGCCAAGCAGUUCGGCCAGAUGGAAACCAUUUGUGCUCUCAAUCCCACCAAUCGGUCAGCCUUUUUUUCGGUUAAUGAUUCUCUUUCGUGGUUCAAAAUAACUGCUGUAGUUUUCGCGAGAUACUCACAAGAGAGAAAAAUUGGUCAGCGCACUUAUUUCAAGUAUGAACCUCUGAAACAUUUAAUUUAGCUAAAGUAAAAGUUCGAAUUCUCAAAAUGAAUUUUUCAGCAGACUCUAAACGGUUCCUGUAACUUUAUAAAAGUCUUUUUUUAAUAAAACUACAAAUUUGUGGGGGUCGACCCUUCCAGGAACCAAGUCUGGUAAAGAUGAAGUCUUUCAUCACUCUUUUUCCGAUUUAGCCCAUCAUAUUCGUAUUCGAAAAACUCCAAAGCUGAUUUUGUUAUAAAAUUGGGAUAAUUUUCAGGCAAAAACAUGAAAAAUUCAGCGUUUUCCUUUCACAUUUGUAUUUGAUAGAUUCAAAAUUUAAAAGAAGAUAAUAUUCCUGUCAAACUUCCAGUGACGCCUACGCACUUGCGAAUACGAAAGCCCGAGCUGCCCAAGAAAAAAAAUCGCUGGCCCUGUCGUUGGAUUUAUCGGAGUGCAAUGAUUUUUAUAAAUAUUUUUUUGAAAAUAUUGAAUAAAAAUAGUUUUGCGUAUUCAAUAAAGCUGGACCAAUCAAAUCAUUUCUCCGGGAACGAAUAUAUGCAGGUUUUCGAAUUGAUAACAGCUGUUGUCAAUUUGGCGAUAAAGGAAAAGGUCAAAAUCUGUAGCUGUGGCUACAAAAAUGACGUUUGUUUGAGAAGAUUUUCCAUAAUUCAUGCACGCUUUUUUUGCUUUUUUUCUUGUUUGCUCUUUUGUCUGCGGGACGUGAAAAAUUUACAAUUGAAAAGAAAAUGAACGAAUUGGAGGAAAAAAAAACAGAUUUCUCUUUCGAAAACUAAAAGAUCGCUCGACGUUUCUCGAUCAUUUCAUGAAACAGAACACAACAUCUUAAAAUUAAUUGAAUGAAAAUAUUCAAAAUUUCAGAUAGAUUGCCAGGAAAAAAAUGAUUAUUUUUAUGGUGGAAGCCUCUUUUUCAAAAAUUUGCUGACUCUUUUUUCUGAGUUUUAAAAAGCUCCAAAACAGUAGGAAAAAAACCGAGCUUCUUUCUUCAUUUUUAUACGAAGGAAAAACGAAAUUUUUUUUACGAGAAAUGUUUCCAAAACUUUCUGAACAACAUCGUAUAACGAAGAGAAAAUGUCAAGGUGACGCUAUUUGAGUGUCUCUCCUAGCUUUAUCAUCUACCGUCAGUUAUCAACGACCUCUACCGGAAAACGUGGGCGUUCUUCUUUUCUUUUUGUUUCUUUCUCUUUCAUUUUACGAACAGAUUAAGAUUGCACCAUCAGAACACAAUAAAGGAUGACGAAUUUCUAUUUAUUUAUUUUUUGGCAGAAAAAGGAAUAUGAAAAUCAUUGGGACGAUUUGUUUGAUCACAUUUGGCGGUAUUGUCUCUUGGCAAUAUAUAAAAGCACGGAGGGAAAUCCCAAAAGCCAACUUUAAAUUCCUAUUCAAAUACAUUUUCCAAUUCAUAGCAUGAAAAAUAUUUUAAUUUUCAUCAUUCUGCCUGGCGAAAAACUGGAAAAAGGCUGUGAACAGCUUAUCAAAAAUUGUUUUCCGAUUUCAACUAUCUCAAAAUGAACGCCUUUCAAUAGUAAAACGUACCAUACGUUUUUUCUUUUCUGGUGGCCUUUUCAACAUGAAAAUCGAUGAAAAAAUUUUUUUCAGAACAUUUUUUAACUAGCUUUCGAAAAGUUCGAAAAAAAAAACUUUCUUUGAAGCCUCCCCACUUCGGUCAAACUUAUAAUUCGAAAGUUCCGGGAAUCAUUGACUUUUGGAGUGAAUUGUUUAUCUAAAAGUCGAACAAUUGAUAAGCGAUCUUCAUCGUUAUCGUAGCAUAUAUAAAUUACCGAUAAACCACUUUCUGGCAGCUUUGUCUUCGAUUUUUUCCAAUGUACACACGUCUAAUGAUUUUUCUGGAACCUUCCCUAAAACGUACUUUUUUUUUAGGAUGCUGAAGUUGGCAGCACUUUUGUCGGUGGCCUGCGCCGCCGUCCUGGCGAUGCCCUCGGACCACGUCCUGCCGUUCGUCGCCAAGUCUUUCCCCAUCAAGUUCGCGGAAGUCAUCGCUGAGCCUGCUCCGGCCGUUACUUCCAACUCAGCCACUUACCAAUACGCUGUCGAUUUCGCCGUUCCUGCCUCGACCAGCCAGCUGAGCUGCCUCAAACAGGCUGGCUACAGUGCCAUCUUUAUCCGGUUUGUCGCCAAUUUAUCGGUCUCUUGAGGAAAGAAUUUUUCAGAGCGUACAGUCCGGCUGGACAAGGUACCUUCGACACCAAUUCCUGCCAAACUAUCAUGAACGCUGCUGCGGUUGGUCUUGGCGUCGAGGCAUACAUCACUCCUCAGCCGUCGUCCAGCAAGCAGGGAUACCAACAGCUCGAUGAAACCUACCAAGGCCUCACUUCUCGAGGAAUCACCGUCCGCAGCAUCUGGAUCCAAGUAUGUGGAAAGAUAAAUUCAGAAAGCCAACCAGCUUUUUCCAGGUGACUUCACCUGCCAACUGGCCUGGUACCGCCACGAGCCACGUCAACUUCCUCAACAGCAUGAUCACUCGUGCUCAGGUUUUUCUCAAAACCAAAACAAUCAAAAACUUCAAUGAUUUUUCAGCAAUACGGCCUUGCCGUCGGUAUCUACACCAGCUACUACGACUGGAACCAGAUCACGAACGGCUGGACGAACGUCGGCAGCCAGGUUAUGGUCUGGUACUGGAGCGUGUUCGGCGGCGGCGUCAGCGGCGAGAGUCCCGCCAACUUCAGUGAUUUCCGUCCUUUCGGAAACUGGAAGACUGCCACGGCCAAGCAGUUCGCUCAGGUCGAGACUGUCUGCCAACUCACAGUGAACAGGUGUAUUUUUUUGCGAAAAUCUUUUUUUUAAUCGCUUUUUCAGAGACGUUUACGCGGUUGGAAUGCCACGAUUGGCCGAUGCAGUUGAAAGCAAGUCGGAAGGACCUGUCGUCGGUUUCCUCGGACACUAA